Messenger RNA from Physella acuta, 3904 nucleotides. RefSeq names its product zinc finger and BTB domain-containing protein 24. Gene Ontology annotation, cellular component: nucleus. Gene Ontology annotation, biological process: regulation of gene expression. The record is from RefSeq and is a predicted model, not a curated record. NCBI's taxonomy places the organism in Eukaryota, Metazoa, Mollusca, Gastropoda, Physidae.
UUUGCGUUUAAUUUUCUUAGUGCUGGAAGCAAGCGAUUUGUCAACACAUGUAAAAGUUUUAUUUAACUGUAUUCUCCAGUUAAAAAUUGGAGAAUUUAAAUGAAAUGAGCAUGGCUACUGUAUUCUCAAAUGUUGAAGCUGACAUAGCGGAUGAUUUAAUUACUAAAUUCCCUCAAGAGUUUGAUUUUGAUUCCAUGUUACGAAAGGUUUGUGAGGAUGCUGGCGUCGCGAUUGACCCGACAAUGAACAAACCCAAAAAUGGGGAAGAUAUGUCUAUUGUUUUAGACAAACCAGCCAAAUACCGUUUAAAGGGAUUGUGGUUUUCAAUGGAGAAGGCUUACAAGCACCUUGUCACAACACUAGCACUCUAUGGAACACGGUUGCCCGAGGCCUUUUCAGAACAAGAUGCUUCAGACUUUAAUCAUCAUCAUGAUAUAGAGGAUAUGGAAGACAUGCAUGAUGAUGAAAAUGACAAAGAUUAUAAUCCUAAGAUGCGCAACAUUAUUCAAGGCAUAAUAGAAGACAAUAAGAGACAAAGAAGGCCACGAAAGUCUGCACGUCAAAGUAGAAGGGUUGUUGGAGAUUUAGCUGAUCUUAGUUUUGAUGAGGAGGACUUCAAUGAGAAUAACAUAAAGUCUGAUAUGGAUCAAAGUGCAGAGGAUCCAAGUGACAAUGAAGAUGAUGCUGGUGACGAGGAAAAUAGAACAGACAAUUUACAAGAAACCAAUAAUGAUGAAAAUAGUUUGGAACUGAAAGAAGAAGUGAAACCUCGAAAAAGAGGUAGGCCUAGAAAGAACACAUCACCUUUUCAUCUAACAUCAAAAAGUAAAUUGGGGAAAAAGCGAGGCCCUUAUAAGAAAAGUACCAAUAAUGUUAGCGAGGUUGUUCCCCCUGUUUCUACUGAAGACCCAGAUGAUGCUUUGCCUGCUCGCAGACGAGGACGCCCAAAAAUUUACAACGAUGAAGGGAAAACAGAUUUCCCGUGUUCAGAGUGUAGUUUUGUUGCAAAGAAACGUGCCAAGUUAAGGAGUCACAAGCUACGUAUGCACCUUGCCUCUCCAACAAUGUGUGACGUCUGCAAGAAAAUUUUCCCCAAUAAAAGAUACAUGCUAAGACACAGGGCCUCCCACGUUGCUCCACAGCAUUGCUGUGAUGUAUGUGGUAAAAUGUACAAGAUACGCAAAGCCAUGCUAGAACAUCGAAAAACUCACGACAAUAAUUUUAAGAAGACAAAAGUAAAAUGUGAGAUGUGUCCUAAAUCGUUUUGUAAUAGGUAUAUUCUUGAGUGUCACAUUAGAGAUAUUCAUAUGGGACAGAAAAAAAGCUAUUUGUGUUCUACCUGUGGGAAGAGCUUUACAACUAAACAUUCAUUGGCAGAACACACCAAUGCCCAUACUGGUGUUAAGCCUCAUAUAUGUGAACAUUGUGGAAAGUCAUUCUCAUACGAGUCUGCUCUCAGGGAUCAUAGAUACACACAUACAGAUGCUAAACAUUUCUGGUGCACGCAUUGCCAGAAAGGGUUCAGUCAACGCUCAGGUCUUAAGAUGCAUAUGCGCAUUCACAGACAGCAUAAAAUGUUUAUAUGUACUGAAUGUGGCAGAGGUUUUACACAAAAACAAGCUCUUCAGCGCCAUGAGAGGGUUCAUAAAGGGGAAAAACCUUUUAUCUGUAAACACUGUGGGCGCUUCUUUACAGAUGCUUCUAUUAUAAGAAGACAUCUUAUUCUGGUACAUAAAAUUCACAAGGAUGCUAAUCACUGGAGAGAAGACAUUGUCUGCAUUGUGAAACCUCAAAACGAGUAUCAAGUGCAAAAAAUCGGUGAAGAAAACAGCUUGUCAGAAGCAGAGAAAGAAAAAGACGAACUUCUUAAAACCGUUGGGCCUCCGUCACGCACCAACAACAAAGGUCCGAGCAGAGCUUUUUGUAGAACUUACCCACGGCGGGUGGCUCUUUUAGAUGAAGCUGGGAAUGUUAUUGCUCCUCCGGAGCUUCCACCCAGGCCAGUAUUGCAGCAGUCUAAAAGCAAUGAGUCAGGCUCCACCAACAGCUGCUCAAAGACGCAGACAAAUUCUGAGCCUAAUAACACUGCGCUGAUCCUGGCGACAGAGAACAGCUCUGAUUUGGAUUCCAACAACCAGGUUAUCCAACAAAGGUUUGUCGAGGGCACACAGUGGGAUGUGUUAGCUGGGCAGAUUGGAAGAGGGGGCGCGACACACAUGGACCACAUGAUGUUAGACGACUCAGCCCAGCACGAGAUACAGAGAGGUAUUGAGCACGUUCAGGGUAUCCACAAGAUUAUUAAAUUUGAAAAUAUACAACCCACGGUUGUUCAGGCACCGAGUCAUAACUUAUUAACCCAUUCCCAGUCCAGUCAGAGUCCCAGCACCAGCCCCAUAUCAUUUUCUACCCAGCCUGUUGCACACGGCAGGGUUCUGGAAAGUUCUUUUGAAAACCUCAACCCCCAGGUGGCUCACACGGGAAGUCAGUAUUACGACGGUCGCACCACCGGCCACUCCAGCACCUCGUGGUCUUCAAUGUUUUAUUACUCUCAACUAGCCAGUCAGUUUGGGAUGAGCAUUAACCCCGAGUACCCUUACGUGGCGGGGAACACCUCCAGCAGCCCAACCACCACGCAGCUGGGUCAGUACCAGACAACCACCCACCAGGCUAACCCCACCAUCCACAUCCUCCACUCCCAGACCCAGAUCCCGCACAUUGAGAGCCCCAAGCUGGACGAGCACCGGAACCAACCCAACAACUCUGGCCAGUCUGGUUUGACUAACUCCCUCCACCACAGCUCUCAGGACCUGGGUAGACAUGUGACGUCUGGCAUGAAACUGUCCUCUAACGACACCCUUCAUCAGGCGGAUAUCAUGCUCCAGCAGGAAAUACAAAACAGCCCCAGCCAUAUGAACACUACGGAUGCCCAACAUGUAUCCAACCUGGUACACAUAACAUCAAACCUGUCUGACCCACAGAAUAUGCUCAUACGCCAUGUAAAUGAUAGCAGACAGUCGUCCCCAAACAUUCCACUACGAAACCCAGCACUUCUCAACAUUAAACACAAGUAACGUUCCUAAAGUCCAUACAGUUUUUACACACAAUCUAGCACUCCCCUACCUACAGCACAUAUAAUGUUCCUAUAGUCCAUAUCAUAUUAUUAUAUUACCAAAAAUGCCUUUUGCAUCUUGUAUAUAAAUAUAUUCAAGAUAUUUGUAAAUAUAACCAAAAUGAAAACAGUUGUAUUUGUAUAGUUAAGUAACUAAUGUAUAUCAAAUGUGAUUUUUGUCUUAUUCAACUACUUGCUAUGUUGCCUUAACUAUUACUUAAAGGUUUAAAAAAAAUUGUUCCAUUCGUCUAAGUCAAAUAUUUUCAUAUACACAAAAGUCAAUGAAAAUAUUGUUAAUGUACCAGUACAGAGAAGUACAGUAACAUUAAAAAUGAUAUUACUUUAGUUGCAUUCUAUUAUAAUUUGCUAAUCUUCGUUUGAGUAAGAUUUGUAGAUUUUAUAUAGUUCACUUAUGUUGCAUUUGUAUUUUGCUUUUGAAAGAUUAUGAUAGAGGUAUAUAUAUAUUUAUAACUAUGUAUGUUAUUUGCACCAAUCGCUAUUGAACUUAAAAAGGCCCAACAGAACCAUCCAGGAUAUACUUUAUAUUAUAUUAGUUGAAAAAUAUACAAAAGCUAUUUUUUAAUAUGCAUGAAUUUAUUUCUUACAUAUUGGUUUGGUUAAUAUUUUUACACUUGACUAUAAAUAUAAAAUAUUACAUAGAAACAAUGAAAUGGAUACAUUUACAGUAAGCUAGUGAAUGGGUCAAGUGAAAGGAAAAUAUAAAUAUGUAUAUAAUAUGAUAUGUAUAUGAGUGGUAGGUAAUCAUUAUAUUACAAGAAAUAUAAUUUUACUUUA